AAUGUGUGGAGCCGAGGGAUCUAGGAGUGUGGGUACGAGUUGGGCCGAAGGGCCUCUUUCCAACGCUGUAUCUAUGACUCUAUGACAAAGUGCUGGAGUAACUCAGCAGGUCAGGCAGCAUCUGUGGAGAGAAGGAAUGGGUGGCGUUUUGGGUCGACACCAUUCAUUGGUUUAGUUUAGUUUGGAGAUGCAGUGCGGAAACACAGGCACAUGGAGUCCGCGCCGACCAGCGAUCACCCCGUACACUAGCACUAUCCUACGCACAUUAAGGACAAUUUAUCAAUUUCGCUGAGGCCAAUUAAUCUACAAACCUGAAUGAAACCCCUUGCUAGAAUUUAGGAGAUGGAUCUUAUAGAAACUUACAAAAUUCUUAAGGGGUUGGACAGGCUAGAUGCAGGAAGAUUGUUCCCCAUGCUGGGGAAGUCCAGGACAAGGGGUCACAGCUUAAGGAUAGAGGGGAAAUCCUUUAGGACCAAGAUGAGGAAAACAUUUUUCACACAGAGAGUGGUGAAUCUCUGGAACUCUCUGCCACAGAAAGUAGUUGAGGCCAGUUCAUUGGCUAUAUUUAAGAGGGAGUUAGAUGUGGCCCUUGUGGCUAAAGGGAUGGAGAGAAGGCAGGUACGGGAUACUGAGUUGGAUGAUCAGCCAUGAUCAUAUUGAAUGGCGGUGAGGGCUGGAAGGGCCGAAUGGCCUACUCCUGCACCUAUUUUCUAUGUUUCUAUGAAACCGGAGCACACAGAGUAAAAUCCCACAUCAAGGUGAGAAUGUACAAACUCCGCACAGACAGCACCAGUAGUCAGGAUCGAGCCCGGGUCUCUGGCGGUGAGGCAGCAGCUGUACCACUGCUCCAGUAUGCCGCGCAGAAUUAUAUAACGGUUUCUUCUGCCAUAAACGCACCCAAUAUGCGUUAGUAAUGUCCUGUUUGCCAACUUGUUGACCCUCUGUGUUCCCCUCCUGCAGGGUUUAGGAGCCGUUGCUGUGGACGGAGAGACGGAGACGUGAGUGGCCAUUGAGGGCAGCCAGAGGACCCCCACAUCUGCUCGGUGUGCGGGCUGAGCUUCGAGGGGCUGAGCUUCGAUGGAGGACCACAUGACGAGGGACAACAAGGAGAAGCAUUAUGAGUGCGACGUGUGUGGCAAGGCCUGGCAGAGCCCAAGCGAGCUGGAGACCCACCGGCGGAUUCACACGGGAGAACGCCCCUACGACUGCACGAAGUGCGGCAUGAACUUCACCCGGUCUGGCGGCCUGCUGCGGCACAACCAUGUGCACUCUGACGAGAGGCCCUUCACCUGCUCCGACUGCGGCAAGAGCUUCAAGUCGGCGAAUGAGCUGACGAUCCACCGGCGGGUGCACACCGGGGAGCGGCCCUACACGUGCGGCGACUGUGGCAAGGGCUUCUCCCUCUCCAGCAGGCUGCUGGCGCACCAGAGCAUCCACACCGGCGAGCACCCCUACACCUGCACCAAGUGCGGCAAGGGCUUCACCAACACCACCAGGCUACUGGAGCACCAGCGCACCCACACCGGGGAGCGCCCCUACACCUGUGCCCAGUGCGGCAAGGGCUUCACCAGCUCCAGCAACCUGCUGCAGCACCAGCGCACCCACACCGGUGAGCGCCCCUACAUCUGUGCCCAGUGCGGCAAGGGCUUCACCAGCUCCAGCAACCUGCUGAAGCACCAGCGCACCCACACUGGCGAGCGCCCCUACACCUGUGCCCAGUGCGGCAAGGGCUUCACCCUUUCCACCCAGCUGCUGUCCCACCAGCGCAUGCACCCCUUUCCCAGCCCGGUGUGUGGAGAGUGCUUUGCCAUGGCCUCCCAAGCCCUGUCUCACUAGUGCUUGCACACCAGUGGCUAGCCCUAUGACUGCCCUAUAAUGCGGUGAGGCGUUGAUAGCUGGCGUAGUUGUGGCAGCACUGGCGGGCCCAUGCCGGCGAGCGGCAGCUCCCAAUGCGGCAAAGGUUUCAAGAGUGCAUGGGGGCUGCCUGAGCACACCGGAGAGAGACCCUUUGUGUGCGCUGAGUGUGGCAAGGGUUUCACCGGCAUGACCAGCCUGUAGCAGCACCGGCGUACCCACAGCGGUGAGCGUCCCUUCCCCUGCCCGUCCCAUGGUAAGGGCUUCACCCGCCUUGACCACCUGCUGGAGCUCCGGCUUGUCCUCACUGGCCAGCGCCCCUUCACCUGCCCGCUCUGUGGCAAGCCCUUCGCCCGCUCCUCCAGCCUGCUGGCACACCCCGACAGAGAUAGGUACUGUUUCAGUAGACACGAAAUGCUGGUAGGAAUGGGUAACGUUUCGGGUCGAGACCAUUCUUCAGUCUCUCAUUCCUUUUGUCCAAAGAUGCUGAUUGUCCGGCUGAGUUACUCCAGCAUUUUGUGCCUUUUUUGUAAACCAGCAUCUGCAGUUCCUUGUUUUUAAACCAUUCUCAUUAGCCAUCUCUGCACCUUCCCCAAAGCCUCCACUUCAGUCCUGUAAUGGAGUGACCAGAACUGUAUGUAAUACUUCAAAUCCUACCUAACCAAUGUCCCUUAAAGCUUCACAUAUACAUUCAUCUCUCCUUAUUUCACAUCCUUUUAUCUCCUUAUUUUCCCUCGCCUCUGUCACUUACUUCACUCAUCUGCCGAUCACCCCCUCAUCUGUUAACGUAGUGUCAGUCUGAAUAAGUGUCCUGACGGAAAAUGUCACCUAUCCAUGUUCUCCACAGAUGCUGCCUGACCCGCUGAGUUACUGCACCACUUUGUGUUAGAGUCACAGAGUGAUACAGUGUGGAAACAGGACCUAUGGUAACUCAAAUAUCACUGUACCUUAAUUAGCACGUGACAAUAAGUUGAACGGUAAGCUUUCCUCUAUAUCUGUAUCUAUCCAUCUCCAUAAUUAUAAAAUUCUAAUCUUGGAUGUGUGUGUGUGCUUAUUUAUUUGUUUGUGUGUUGUCACAUCUUCUCGAAAAAACAACGCGCUAAUGCCCCCUCUCUCCACUCUCU
This is a messenger RNA of Leucoraja erinaceus (little skate), 2978 nucleotides long. RefSeq names its product zinc finger protein 239-like. Gene Ontology annotation, molecular function: DNA-binding transcription repressor activity, RNA polymerase II-specific. NCBI's taxonomy places the organism in Eukaryota, Metazoa, Chordata, Chondrichthyes, Rajiformes, Rajidae. The record is from RefSeq and is a predicted model, not a curated record. The coding region runs from base 1078 to 1836 and encodes 252 amino acids. The transcript has a single exon. Gene Ontology annotation, biological process: negative regulation of transcription by RNA polymerase II.